AUGUCAGUGACUAGUGAGACUAGUAGUACAACCAGCGAAUCAUCUUCCCCGACUGGAAAAUACGAAGAGGAAUCUAAUCGAAACACGAAACAUCAAAUCGAACCUGAAUCAUUAACAAGAAAACGAAAGUAUGUGCUGAUCUCUCGUACAAUUAUUCCAUUUGGACAGUCAACGCAUACAAGGAAUUUCGGAAGGUCAGCUACAAACAAUCAAGUGAUGAACUAUUCAAACGUUCGAACGCCGCCGUAUAAAAUAAGUCAUCGCCUUUGUCUUGUUUGUAACUGCAUAAAAUCUACUUCUGAAAUUGCUAUUCUCACAGAUGAGAUCGAAAAAAUAUUCAUAGUUCUCUCAGCAAUUUUCCGUCGGCAGCUCGAAAUUUCGAAGGCGAACAGCGCCUACAAACAAUCACCAUUUUUCACAUGCUCAUCACACUUUUCGGAAACUUCUUCAGAAAUUUUAAGAAUGUUCGGAGUUGGAAGUGCAGCUGCCAUAUUCAAAGCACGCCCACGCAAACGUGAACAAGUUGAAAAGUUGGUCGCCUACAUCACAAGAAGUUCUGUGAGAGAGACAAGAUUGUUGCAAUAUGCCUAUGCGUUCAUGUUGAAUCAUCCGGAAGCUACUGCAGUAAUCGGACCCGUGAUUAAAGAAGAAGAUAUUCCUAUCGAUGAGACAGUAGAAUGCAAAGCAAUCGCCAAAGUGGAUACGAUUGUGCCAAAAUGUUUUCGCCAACCAAGAAAACAAAGAUUUGAUGAUGAAGAAUCAGGAUCAUCUUCAAUGCUUCGAAUUAUUAGAAGAGAACCACUUCAUCUUCCUACGGACGAAGUUUAUACUCCCUUAGUGCCUCUCCGAAAACCAUUAAAAUGCUGUUACUGCCUCGAAGUUAAUGAAAAGGAACUUAUGCUCAAUGUUCCGAAAACUCGACAACGAAUUGUUUCUUGGGUGAAACAUUUAGGAGAAAGAUUUGGAGAACGUCUGAAAGAGAAUUCUCUUAACUUUAUGUGCCGAAAACAUUUCUCGUCGUUGGAUUUCAGUUCACGUGGAAGACUCCUGAAAGAUGCACUUCCAAAUUUCGUACCGCAAGAAGAAGUGCAUACAUACAAAAUUUAUGGAAACGAAUUCAUUAGAGUUCCUGAUGAUAAUUUCGUUCACGAACGCGAAGAAACUUCCGAUAUAGAUAUUGAAAACUGA
Caenorhabditis remanei is the source of this 1188-nucleotide messenger RNA. RefSeq lists its product as uncharacterized. Gene Ontology annotation, biological process: negative regulation of vulval development. The record is from RefSeq and is a predicted model, not a curated record. NCBI's taxonomy places the organism in Eukaryota, Metazoa, Nematoda, Chromadorea, Rhabditida, Rhabditidae. Bases 1 to 1188 code for a protein of 395 amino acids. The transcript is spliced from 4 exons.